GUAAAUAACUUAACAAAUGUCAUUUGAAAACAUCGAAAACAAUAAAAUAUGCCCAAACUUUUUCGCAGUUUUUUCUCCGAUCGCUAUAAUAAAAAGCACGAGCGCUUCUACGACAAAUAUGAAGCCAUAUGUCUAGCUAUACCCAAUAUGCCUCCCAUGCCACGCCCUCCCGUAUACCAAGGCAAAGUCAUCCAUGCACCGAAAUCUGUGGGUGGAGAGCACAAGCUCGGCGGCAAGAAAUUUCACUAUGGGAGUGGGGAACCCAGCAACGAUUGGCGCGCCGGCGAUAAUGUGCCCAUUGUGGAGCGCCGGCGCAUGGAGGAGGCCGGUGAUAUACAGCUGAUGGACAUUGAAUUGAAUCCGAGCAGCGAAUUCAGUCACACAAUAUGGGAAGUGGAGCUGCCGGGAGAGGAACUGAGCAUAUUUGCAGACAAGAAGCCAGUGAAGAACGGCGGCACCAAUCUUGGCAGAAUCAAAAUGCUGACCAAGGCCAAAGGACGACGCAAAAAGACGGAUAUCCAAAAGCGUGCCGAGCAACAGCUGCAAUCGACGGCACAGGCCAUGUCCACCAGAUCGCCGAGAAUGUUGCCCAACGAACAAGUCAAACAGGAGCUGGUCAAGAAGCCUACGGAUCGGCGGCGUCUCAAGCAGCCGGGCGAGCAGUUCGUCUGCGGCGAUUGCAACAAAAAAUUCGAUCAUUCCUGGAUGCUGGUGGCACAUAAACGCACCCACACGGGCGAGAAGCCCUUCGUCUGCCCAGAGCAGAACUGCCAGAAGUCAUUUGCUGAUCGCUCCAAUUUGCGCUCUCAUCAGCGCACCAUGGGUCAUCAUCGCUGGGAGUUCCAGUGCGGACAGUGUGGCAAGUACUUUAGCCAGGAGUGCUAUCUGAAACGACAUUCCUUGGAUGCCUGCCGCAAGUAUCUGCUGUCGGUUAGGCUAAAGAAAACUUGAGCUACAGUGGUUAAAAGAAAGUAUUUAAUAUAAUAUUGCAGCUAUUUCAGAAUAUAAAUUCUUUUCAUAACAUUUCUUCUG
Drosophila novamexicana is the source of this 1032-nucleotide messenger RNA. RefSeq names its product zinc finger protein 768. The coding region runs from base 49 to 951 and encodes 300 amino acids. Gene Ontology annotation, cellular component: nucleus. The transcript is spliced from 3 exons. NCBI's taxonomy places the organism in Eukaryota, Metazoa, Arthropoda, Insecta, Diptera, Drosophilidae. The record is from RefSeq and is a predicted model, not a curated record. Gene Ontology annotation, molecular function: RNA polymerase II cis-regulatory region sequence-specific DNA binding; DNA-binding transcription factor activity, RNA polymerase II-specific. Gene Ontology annotation, biological process: central nervous system development; regulation of transcription by RNA polymerase II.